Molecule: messenger RNA, 450 nt
Organism: Dentiscutata heterogama
Lineage: Eukaryota; Fungi; Glomeromycota; Glomeromycetes; Diversisporales; Gigasporaceae
Source: the annotation of a GenBank genome assembly
AUGCAAAUAAUGGUUAAUACAAUAGAUGAUGUUAAUUUUAAACAAUAUGUUAGUACACGAAUUCAACAUCGUUGGGAUAGAAUGUAUCAUUCACUUUUUCUUGUCUGCUGGUCUCUCCAUCCUCGAUAUGUACUUACAAAUGCUAUUCGCCCAGAACUUGCAACUGUUAUUAAAAGAGAAGCAAGCUUGUUAUUCGGAUCUCUUUUUCCUAAUAAGGAUAUUAUAAGAUUUCGAAAGCAAUUAAUUGAUUGGAAGAAUAAAGCUUAUCCUUUUGAUUUUGAAGGCAAUUGGGAUGACUAUCUAAUUAAAGAUCCAGUGUAUUUUUGGAAUAACUUUCAAAGCGAAGUACCUGAAUUAGCACUUUUUGCUUCUCGAAUUAUGAGCAUUCCACCAACAUCAGCUGAUAGUGAACGAUUCUGGUCUGUAAUUUCAAAUAUACAUACACCAUGA